Brassica rapa (field mustard) is the source of this 4175-nucleotide messenger RNA. Its product is annotated as F-box/kelch-repeat protein At4g39560. Gene Ontology annotation, molecular function: protein binding. The record is from RefSeq and is a predicted model, not a curated record. NCBI's taxonomy places the organism in Eukaryota, Viridiplantae, Streptophyta, Magnoliopsida, Brassicales, Brassicaceae.
UUUUUUUUUUUUUCCAACACCGACUUCUUUUAGUAUUCUUAAUCAAACCCAAUUUUGUUUGUUUUCUGAGGAUAAACAAAACCAUCAGUUUAAUUUAUUUUUCAUUAAAACAAUUUGUAAUAUUUACUUUAAUAAAAUUUAUCUUAAGGUAUAUUUUGCUACUAAAAUAGUUUAUUUCAUUUACCAUUAAGUGUACCUAAAUUUUACUAUAUAAUAUUUAGAAUGAUAUAUGUAUAUAUAUAUAUAUAUAGAACAUAUGCACCUACAAUAAAAAAUGAAAGAAAGUUUUUGGUAUAUUCGAAAUAAUUUCAUGAUGUUAUGGGUACACAUACAUGUGAUUUUAUUCUGGUAAAAAAAAUUGAAUUUUGGGCCGUCCAUCCGUCCAUCUCAGGAUUGAAAAAUCCUUAAUUAAGUUUUUGGAAAUAUUUUGAACUUUUCCUUAAAAGUACAACAGAAAAUCUUAUAAAAACCAUUACAACGUCACGACAAAAGUAAAGUCAAGUAAACAGAAGCGCUUUAUGAGAUAAAAAAAAAAGGCAAAACAACCCAAGCACCGAUGAUGAUGAUGUCCGCCGGGGUAGAGCAAUUACGCAGAAAGAAGAGGAGAAGUGUUGAGUCUCCACCAUCAAUAAUGUCUUUGCCAUAUGACAUGGUUCUAAACAGCUUGGCCCGCGUGUCGAGAUCGGACCUAGGGGCCUUAUCUCUGGUCUCAAAGAGCAUCCGCUCGCUGGUGGCUUCGGCGGAGAUGUACGAGACCCGAUCUCGAAUGGGUUUGAGGGAGGAGUGCAUCUAUGUAUGCUUGGGAACUACUUUUGGCAGAAAGCCUUUGGAAUGGUUCAUCCUCAGAAGAAAAGGAGGACAAGGGAAUCGGCUGAUCCCGAUCCCGAUGCCUUCGUUCCCAUCUCGGCGCAGAGCUACCUAUGUCUCCAUGGGAUGCGGGAUCUAUGUAAUUGGAGGAAGUAUAGAAGCCAUGACGACAUCGCGUGUCUCGUUUCUUGAUUGUCGGACUCACACGUGGAGCCAACUCCCCUCCAUGAGAUUUGCUCGCUGUGACGCCAAGGCAGGCGUCUUAGACGGUAAGAUAUACGUCACGGGAGGCUGCGAUGAUGCAUUCUCCCCCGACAAUCCAGAGGUUUUCGAUCCAAAGACGCAGACUUGGAGCAGUGUGUGUAUACCUGCUCCCGUGAUGAACAAUGAGGUUUGCAAGGUGGUUGGGCCGGAUAAUAUUAUUUCGUUCAAAUUUUGGAGUGAAGAAGGUUUGUGGAAUGAUUUCUUUUUAAACGCAAGAGGAGAUGAUGAUGAUUGUUGUGGUGGUGCAAUAAUAGACAGAUUGUUAUUCAGUUGUGGUCUUGACGGGAUAAUCAAGUGGUGUGACCCUUGGAGUGGGGUGAGGAAAGGGAGCAUGGAGUGGUACAAGGUGAAUGGUUUGGAAGAUCUUCAAGGGUUCCUCAAGUUUGACCGUACCAACAUCAAUACAAUCCUUUUUUAUGGGGAGGGGGCGGAUGUGUGGAAUUGCCAUAUGCUCAAGCGCGGUUACACCGACGGCCUCCUAGGCUUAAUUCCAGGUUUCAAAAUCCGCAAAUCCGCUGGCAACAUUGUCCCCUUCUGGAGCGUGCUCGUCGGGGACAAGUUGCAGAUUUGGUGUGCUGAGAUUUCACUUGAGAGGCGGCGCCAGGAUGGCCAGAUUUGGGGGAACAUUCAGUGCAUUGAUCAUGUCUUCACUAUGGACCCUAACCUUUAUGUUUUGUCUUCUAUUAAUGUUAGUCUUUGAACAUUACUUUUUUAUCUUUUAUUUAAGACUUGAUAGAUAAUUGUAUAACUCUAAAGGUGCUGGAUGCUAUUUAUGGUUAACCGAACCACCGAGAACAGAGCAGUGAGAAAAGUCAAAACAGAAUUGCGAAUCCAAGUAGGUUUUCAAGUUGUACAGUUAUUAGCAGUUUUGGAACACCAUAAUCAGGUCUUUCGCUUGCUACUCACAUGUGUUGAACUUGAAGCUGUGUGGUUAAGCCCAGAGUGUGUCAGCCACAUGCUGUAAAAAAUUGGAUUAUGUGCUUCUCCACCUAUGAAUGUUGAGUUCUAAUAAGGGGAACACAUCUAAAUCUUGGUGAGAAUGAUAAGACAAACCUCAAUUGUCAAGUUUAUGGUGCCACGUUAAGCAAUUCAGAGAUUUAAAUGUGUGUGGCAAGUGGCAAGUAGCAACCAAUCAUACAAAUAAAGACAAGCAUCUCCGCUUGAGGAAAUAUCAGACUGUUGAAUCUUUAUAUUGAUGUGUUGCAUUGCUGGAAAAAAAGGACGUUUCAGCUGAUUACUGGCUCUUCAUUUCAGUCCUCACUGUGGACCCUGGCCUCUAUGUUUUGACUUCUAUUAAUAUUCGUCUUUGAAUAAUUUAUAUUUUUAUUUAAGACUUGAUAUUCUUUGUUUCUGUUGUCAAGUGUGUUUCUUCUUGUUCUUCUACGGCAUAUAGUGAAUGAUGGUCAAUUUGGGUUAUAAACUAUUGAGAUUAGACUAGUUCCUACAUCGGUAACACAUUGAGUUGGUGCACUCUUCGUUUGCUCUGACGUUAAGAUAGCUCAACACCAUUCGCUAGCUAGCAUGUUAGUACCAUUCGCUAGCUAGCAUGUUAGUAUCAUUGGGCACAGAACACAAAGAUUUGAAAUUGUGCUUACCGUUGUUGGUGAAGUCGUGGAGAGUUUUUGAUGUACAGAAAGUAAUGUGGAUGCCAUUACUGAUACAUUAUGCAUCACAUCGAGUAAGAAUCAUAUAUUAACAUAGCUAGAGAAUUCUCUAUAGGAAAUUAUUGAUAUUUCAAAAUAGUCAUAUCUUUCUCAUGAAAUUACGACUCUUGAUUUUACAAGAAUCUUUUACUACAUUGGAAAGAAAGAGGUGAAAAUAUUAUAAAUGGAAGAUGAAUUUCCGGAGUUCUUCCAUGGGGAAUCGUCGACGUUCAAGAGCAACAUCCCGGAACUGUUUCAUCUCUUGAACUGCUGCAAGAGUGGCUCUCGCGUUGUUGAGAGCAUUGUUGUUUCCGAGCUGUUUCUCCAACGAGUUCUCGAUUUAUGCCAUCUUUAGCGGCUAAAUAUAAUUUGUUUUUCUAUUAUAAAUUUUAUUUAGCUAUUUUUUUAUCAUUUUUAGUUAAUUAAAUUAUAUUUUAACAAGAAUUAAAAAAAUGCACAUUUCCAACGAAUUCCGACGAAAUAUUAUAGAGGAAAAAAAGUAUCAAAAUUUUGAAAUUUGUCAAAAAAAAUUAUGACGAAGAAGAUUACUUCAGGAAAUUUCCGACGGAUAGGAUUUUUUUUUUUCUUGACAAGUAUUGUCUAUUUGGAUUUUCAUUUUUUUUUAUGAUUUCCGGACGAAUUUUCCAACAGACAUUUUAGAGAAAUUCCCUUCAAUAAUCAUUUUUAGUUUAUUUUCACAAAAUAGCAUUCAAUGAAAAAUGAUCAAAGGAAGUUUUAUUAAAGGGUAAAAAUAUGUUUUUAUCCUAGGAUUAACUAAUGAACUUUGAGUUAGAGUUAGCGAGUAUAGUUUUGGAGAUAUGAUUUCAAAUUUUAAUAAAUAAAAAAUAAAUAUUAAAAUUUUCAAAAUAAAAAUGAAUUAUUUUGAACAUUUUCUGUUUUGGUAGCUAUUUUUGUAACAAAAACUUAAAAUAGCGAUUUGAGCAAAUUGCCCGACAUUUUACAUGAAGAUCUUUUGGGAAACCGUCAGUCGGACUCGGAAAGGUUAGAUAAAAUUUCAACGAAACGUGUACGUCGAAAAUUCAUCGGGAUUGCCGUUCCGAUGAAAAUUUCCGUUGACAUUAUGACAAUAUCCUGUUUUGUUGUAGUGUGUUAGUCAUCUUAAGCAAUCUCUAGAUUAGUCUCUGGUUCAUUUUUGAAACUUGAUUAUAUAGACAGAGGAAAGGAAGCUUGAAAGCUCAUAGCAAAUUGAAAAGGUGGCAAAAGUAAAUGAGUACUGUACUACAAAAGGCCCCACGCAGAACUCAGAAUUAACGUUGCUCGUUGCUGUCACGUGGAGAGGUUAAGGUUCCCCUGCCACUUCUCUUAUGUAUUGUCUAUUUCAAAAGUUAGUUUUUAAGAAAAAUGAAGCACAUAAUUUUACAAAUGUAUUCUACACGUGGUUUAUUCUAUCACAUUGUUCAAUAAAAUAAAAUAUAGACUUCAUGCAUGCAUAUUCCUUGU